CCGAUCCCCCCCCUUCCCCGGCUCCAGGAGGUGGCAGCUGCUGGGAAAGUCUCGCCCCACUUCGCCCCGGCGCCAUGGAGCUGUCCACCCUGCCCGGUGCUGAACCCGACUCCGGAUUCUUCUUCAACAGCAGCCGCCUGCGCGACUCGCCCGGGGCUCCCUUCCCCAACCAGAGCUUCAACCACACGGGGCCGGCCGGGGCCAAGGACCCCACCUCCAUUAUCAUCGCCAUCGCCAUCACCGCCCUCUACUCGGUGGUGUGCGUGGUGGGGCUGCUGGGGAACGUCCUGGUCAUGUACGGCAUUGUCAGAUACACCAAGAUGAAAACGGCCACCAACAUUUACAUCUUCAACCUGGCCCUCGCCGACGCCCUGGCGACGAGCACGCUGCCCUUCCAGAGUGCCAAAUACCUGAUGGAGACCUGGCCCUUCGGGGAGCUGCUCUGCAAGGUGGUCCUCUCCAUCGACUACUACAACAUGUUCACCAGCAUCUUCACGCUGACCAUGAUGAGUGUGGAUCGCUACAUUGCCGUCUGCCACCCGGUCAAGGCCCUGGACUUCCGCACCCCAGCCAAAGCCAAGAUCAUCAACGUCUGCAUCUGGGUCCUCUCCUCGGUGAUUGGCGUGCCCAUCAUGGUCAUGGCUGUGACCAAGUCAAAAGAUGGUAUUGUGCUCUGCAUGCUCCAAUUCCCCGACCCCGCCAUGUACUGGGACACGGUGACCAAGAUCUGCGUGUUCAUCUUCGCCUUCAUGGUGCCCAUCCUGGUCAUCACCAUCUGCUACGGGCUCAUGAUCCUCCGCCUCAAGAGCGUCCGCCUCCUCUCGGGCUCCAAGGAGAAGGACCGCAAUCUGCGCCGCAUCACCCGCAUGGUGCUGGUCGUGGUAGCGGCCUUCAUCAUCUGCUGGACGCCCAUCCACAUCUUCGUCAUCGUCUGGACGCUGGUGGACAUAGACAAGAAGAACCCCUACGUGCUGGCCAGCUUGCACUUCUGCAUCGCCCUGGGUUACACCAACAGCAGCCUCAACCCCGUCCUCUACGCCUUCCUGGACGAGAACUUCAAGAGGUGCUUCCGGGAAUUCUGCCUGCCCUUCCGGUCCCGGAUGGAGCAGAACAGCUUCUCCCGGGCGAGGAACACCACCCGGGAGCGCGUCUCCACCUGCACCCCUUCCGAAGUCCUCAAUAAGCCAGCAUGACUAGACAUGGACA
Molecule: messenger RNA, 1206 nt
Organism: Mauremys reevesii (Reeves's turtle)
Lineage: Eukaryota; Metazoa; Chordata; Testudines; Geoemydidae
Gene: OPRD1
Product: opioid receptor delta 1
Exons: 3
Coding region: 75-1193 (372 amino acids)
Biological process (GO): G protein-coupled opioid receptor signaling pathway; neuropeptide signaling pathway
Cellular component (GO): neuron projection; membrane
Molecular function (GO): G protein-coupled enkephalin receptor activity; neuropeptide binding
Source: RefSeq, a predicted model, not a curated record